Molecule: messenger RNA, 620 nt
Organism: Lutra lutra (Eurasian river otter)
Lineage: Eukaryota; Metazoa; Chordata; Mammalia; Carnivora; Mustelidae
Gene: RAX2
Product: retina and anterior neural fold homeobox 2
Exons: 2
Coding region: 1-555 (184 amino acids)
Biological process (GO): positive regulation of transcription by RNA polymerase II
Molecular function (GO): DNA-binding transcription factor activity, RNA polymerase II-specific; RNA polymerase II cis-regulatory region sequence-specific DNA binding
Source: RefSeq, a predicted model, not a curated record
AUGUUCCUGAGCCCCGGCGAGGGGCCGGCGGCGGAGGGUGGGGGGCCGGGCCCGGGCGAGGAGGCCCCCAAGAAGAAGCACCGGAGGAACCGCACGACCUUCACCACGUACCAGCUGCACCAGCUGGAGAGGGCCUUCGAGGCCUCCCACUACCCAGACGUUUACAGCCGCGAGGAGCUGGCGGCCAAGGUGCACCUGCCCGAGGUGCGCGUGCAGGUGUGGUUCCAGAACCGCCGGGCUAAGUGGCGCCGCCAGGAGCGUCUGGAGUCAGGCUCCGGGGCUGUGGCAGCCCCAAGGCUCCCUGAGGCCCCAGGACUGCCGUUUGCCCGCCCCCCAGCCAUGCCACUGCCCCUUGAGCCCUGGCUGGGCCCCGGGCCCCCGGCCGUGCCAGGCCUCCCGCGCCUCCUGGGCCCGGGCCCAGGGCUGCAGUCACCCUUUGGGCCCCAUGCCUUUGGUCCAGCCUUCACGGAGGGCUUCCCCCUGGAGGAGGCAUCCUUGCGGCUGCUGGCCAAGGAGCACGCACAGGUUCUGGACAGGGCUUGGCCCCCAGCCUGAGUGGGGCCCACCCAGCCCUCUCUUCUCCGCCUGUCCGUGGCCACCCAUGCUGGAGCCCCCACCCC